Messenger RNA from Vigna umbellata (rice bean), 549 nucleotides. RefSeq lists its product as uncharacterized. Gene Ontology annotation, molecular function: protein-folding chaperone binding. Gene Ontology annotation, biological process: protein folding. Gene Ontology annotation, cellular component: plasmodesma. The record is from RefSeq and is a predicted model, not a curated record. Lineage: Eukaryota; Viridiplantae; Streptophyta; Magnoliopsida; Fabales; Fabaceae.
AUGCAGAUGAAGAACACCUCUUUCGAAAGAACUCCCUGGGGCGUGGUUGAGCCAAGCUAUUACAAAGCACCAUCUAAGGUGGUUUCCAUUCCUGUUCGCUUCGUGAGUUCAGAGCGCAGCAGAGGCGAUUCUGCCAUAAAGAUUCAAAGGGUAUUGAGAGGGUUUCUGGUGAGGAAGACGUUGAAGAAGAUCGCGGCCAUGAGGGUGGAGUUGGCACGGAUUGAGAGCGAGAUUCGAGUUGAAGUGGUGAAGAGGGAAGCGAAAGAGAGGGUGAGGGUGAUCGAGACCAUCAUGAACUUGCUUCUCAAGUUGGAUUCGAUUCGGGUAUUGCACUACUCUGGCCUCAGGGAGUACAGAAAGUCUGUUAUCAGAAAAGCUAUUGCCCUUCAGGAAAUGCUUGAUCAAAUGGGUGUCGCUGAUUCUGAUGAGGGCGUGAAAAUGGAAGAGAAGGAGGAGGAAUGUGCUGUGGAAGAAUGGAAUUGUUUGGUGAAGGAAGAAGAAGAAGAAGAAGAUAGUGGAAUGGAAAAUUUGAGGAAUGAGGAAGAGUAG